UGCCAUCAGCCAUGGCUGUAGAGAGAGAGGACGCGUGGGUCCGUCUGCAUUUGUGCUCCUCCGCCCACCGAAAAUCUCUCCCUUUCUCCCUUUCGGCAUCUGCCUCUGCCAUAAGUAAAUUGCAGAGCCCGCAGCGGCAGUACCAUGCCAAAUGUUUGACAUAAUGCCUUACAGAUCCUAUAUUUCUUAACUGCUCCCUCUCUCUUCUCCUCGCCUUCUUCCUCCAGUCUCCCGUCUUUUGCUUGCUUGCUUGAUUUCCGUUGGAAUUUGAGCUGCUUGUUUAUUGUUGUACGGUUUGAGUCUGCAGAAUUUAAUAUUGGCAAAAAGGCGGUUUUUUUUUUAUUCAGGCUUCGGUGGUUGACUAGUAUAUGGUCCUUGGCAGCGGCCGAGAUGCCGACGCCGGUUAGCAACGCGCGGGCGUGCCUAGCGGCGGAGACCGCCGCCGCGCUGGACGAUGCUGUGGGAGUCGCCCGCCGCCGCGCGCACAUCCAGACUACCUCCCUCCAUGUCGUUUAUGCGCUUAUCAUCUCUACUUCUUCUUCUUCUGGAGGAAGAGGAGGGGGCGGAGGCGGCUCUUCUGCUCCGUGUUCGAUUCUCCGCGACGCGCUGUCGCGCGCGCGGAGUUCGGCGUACUCGGCCAGGUUGCAGUUCAAGGCGCUGGAGCUCUGCUUCGGGGUGGCGCUCGACCGGCUGCCGUCGUCGAAUCGGCAGGCGGCGGAGGGGAGUGAUGAUCCCCCGGUGUCUAACUCGCUGAUGGCAGCGGUCAAGCGGUCGCAGGCGAACCAGCGGCGGAACCCGGAUACGUUCCACCUGUACCAGCAGCAGCAGCAGACCGCUGCAGCUGCUGGGGGCGCCACGUCCUUCUCCGGGGUGAAGGUGGAGCUGCAGCAGCUGGUACUCGCGAUCUUGGACGAUCCCGUUGUCAGCAGGGUGUUCGGCGACGCUGGCUUCCGCAGCAUGGACAUCAAGCUCGCCAUCCUCCGCCCUCCGCCGCCCAUCCUCCACUUCCCUCGCGCCCCCAGAUGCCCUCCGCUGUUCUUAUGUAAUUUUUCCUCCGGAGAUGGAUUCGAGACGGCGCUCACCUCCAAAGAACUCUUUUUCCCCUUCUCCACAGCGCCGAUUGGGGAUCUUUGCUCAGACGGUGGCGAAGAGAACUGCCGAAGGAUAGGGGAAAUCCUUGCCCGCAAGAAAAGCGGUCAGAACCCGAUGUUGGUCGGAGUGGGCGCCGGCGAGGCAGCCCGAGAGUUUGCCCGGGCUGUCGAGCAAAAGAAUUUGGCAGUUCUGCCGCUGGAGCUCCGUGGAAUAGAGUUCAUUAGCAUUGAAAAAGAGGUGGCCGAACUUGGAAGCCUGGAAAUUUCCACUCUGAUGGAGGAACUGGAAAAGAAAACAGAAUCUUCAGGAGUGGUCCUCAAUAUUGGAGAUUUGAAUAGAAUGGUGGAAGGAAGUGUUAAAUGCGAUGAGCAGGAAAGCUGUUUGGUCUCUGAGCUUACAAGACUGCUGGAGGUCUACCAUGGAAGAUUAUGGUUGAUGGGAUGGUCAACCACAUAUGAAACUUACAUGAAGUUCUUGUCCAAGCAUCCGAUGCUUGAUAAAGAUUGGGAUUUGCAGUUGUUGCCAAUCACUUCGUUGAGCACUUCGUUGGGUGGAUGCAUGCCCAGAUCUCCAAGCUUGAUGGAGUCAUUUGUUCCAUUUGGCGGCUUUUUCCCCACAGCAUGUGAGUCGAAAAGCCUGUUUAGCAGUGUGUAUCAAUCAAUGUUUUGCUAUGAGAAUUGUAAUGACAAAUACAAGCAAGAAGCUGCUGUAAAUAUUAAGGAUCAUUCAGCUUCAUUUGGUGGUCAGGAAAAUGCAAACAUGCCUUUUUGGCUACGUAAAGCUAAUAUGGUUAGCUUGCAAGACGAACACGACGGAGCAAAGGAUAAGACACUUUCGGGGGUUAAAUCUCUUGAUCUCCAGAGAACCAAUAAAGAAGAUUGUAGUGUUCUUUGUUCUGCCACUAUUCCUAAUAACAAGAAGGCCUGCACUCAAAAUACAGAAAUUCAUGAUGAUGCUGAAACUGAAAGAGGGAUUGAUUCAUAUCCUAUUUCUGCAUGUACACAAAAUACCUCCAUGAGAAGUAAGAGUAUGUCGUUGCUGGGAAAUAAGGACUUGUCUAGAUUACAGAUUAGAUUUUCAGAGACUGAACAAUUCCAGAGAGAGAAUUUCCUAUCUCACCAAGUUGAUGAUCAUGCUUCACCUUCCUCUGUAACAUCAAUUAUGACAGACUUGGUAUUGGGGACUCCUCACGAGCCUAUUUACAACAAGGAAAGUUCUGAUUUGCAACUGCAAAAAGAUCAUUCCAAAGAGUUCUCUGCUUCUUGGCCACCGAAGAAACUUCAUAUGGUCAAAGGAAACGACCCAGGUUUACGAACGCAAGAAGUUCAUGUUGAAGAGUUCUCCAGUUCUUUGCCAACAAUGACGGUUGAUAUAGUCCGAGGAAAUGGCCCAGAUCUUCCUCUUGAAUCCUUUUCUUGCUCUGACCAUCAAGAACCCAAAUCAAAAAGUAGUCCACUUAUUGUAACUCCAUCAUUCUCACAUAUCUCAAGUGGUUGUACUUCUAUGGAUGAUAAACCUUCAUCCGCCUCGCCUGCUACAGGACAGACAAUCGAUAUUGGUAAUUAUAAAUCAUUUUGUACUAGGCUCAUGAAUAAACUUGGCCGACAAGAAGAAGCAAUUAGUGCUGUUAGUCAAGCUAUAAUUGAUUGUAAAACUGGUCAAAGACGCCGUGGAGGAAUCCUGAGAGGGGAUAUUUGGCUCAUUUUUGGCGGUCCUGAUAAGAUUGGAAAGAGGAUAAUGGCACUGGCUCUUGCAGAAAUGAUUUAUGGAAGCAAAGAAAAUUUUGUGUGCAUUGACCUAAGUUGCCAGGAUAUUUUUCCUUGUCCCAAAACCAUUUGUGCCCGACAGAAUGUCCAUGGCAAUGGAGUCCAUUUCAGAGGGAAAAUGAGCGUAGACCAUAUUGCUCAAGAGUUAAGUCGCAAACCACUGUCUGUUAUAUUCCUUGAGAAUGUAGAGAGAGCUGAUUUGCUUGUUCAGAACAGCUUGUGCCAAGCUAUCGAUACUGGCAAAUUUCCUGAUUCACAUGGCAGGCAAUUUAGUGUAAAUAAUUCCAUAUUUGUCUUGGCUGCUUCAUCAACGCAAGGUCAGACUUUCUUUGAGAGGAAAGACUACCCUAUUUUUUCUGAGGAGACUAUUUUGGAUGCUCGGUGUUGGCAAAUGAAGAUCAUCUUGCAAUCUGCUCCAGAGUCUAUUUGCAUCCCAAAAUCUAAUGUCUCAUUGUCGAUUACUCCAAAGACCAGGAAUGAUCGACUAUAUGUAUAUUCACCCUCCAUUUUCUUGAGCAAGCGCAAGCUCAAGGUGUCCGAUGGCUGUGAAAAUGGAACUUUGCAAUCUGCUAAAAGGGCACACAAAACUGCAAAGAUGUUCUUAGACUUGAAUGUUCCAGUAGAAGAGCUUGAAGCUCUAGAUAGCAAUUCCGCCGGUCAGGAAGAGCUCCCUGACGUUGAAAUUUCAAAAGCAUGGAUGGAAGACUUAUUUAAUAGAGUCGAUCGGGUGGUGGAUUUCAAGCCUUUUGAUUUUGAUGCCCUUGCUGAAAUCAUGUUGCAGAACGUGAGCAAGACCUUCCACAGUACUGUAGGCCCAGAUUGCUUGUUGGAGAUAGAUCCCAAAGUUAUGAAUGAGUUACUCGCAGCAGCAUGGCUAUUAGAAACCAGAGGAGCUUUGGAUUAUUGGUUCGAUAAGGUCCUCGGCAAGAGUUUCACCGAGGCAAGGUGCACAUACAAGCUCUCAAAUAACAGCAUUCUAAGACUUGCUUGUGACGAUGUGCUUGCAGAGAAGAAUGCACCUGGAGUUCUCCUCCCUUCAACAGUUAUCGUAGAUUAACAAUUGAUAGAUGGCAUUAAAUGUAUAAUGUAGCAUUAGUAAUAUGUGAAAUAAUUGUAAUGUCAUUUGUCCCUUGGGCUUUCUGAGAUGUUGUCCCUUUAGCUUGCAGUGUAAAUUGCUCAGUUUGCAGUUGAAGAAAGUUGUAGUUUAGCCUCUGAUAAACUCAUCAGCCUUCAGUAUCAGUUGGUCUGAUGAGAAGGGGAGCAAGUUGUUGCUGCUGUCUUUCUCAUCAGAAUGUUUGUAACUAAAUAACAUUUUAUCAAACAAUGGCAUGCAUCUGCAGCUUCAAUCCAGGGCUGUAUAUUUUGCUUCCAAGAUA
Molecule: messenger RNA, 4234 nt
Organism: Zingiber officinale
Lineage: Eukaryota; Viridiplantae; Streptophyta; Magnoliopsida; Zingiberales; Zingiberaceae
Product: protein DWARF 53-LIKE-like
Exons: 3
Coding region: 391-3915 (1174 amino acids)
Molecular function (GO): ATP binding; ATP hydrolysis activity
Source: RefSeq, a predicted model, not a curated record